AUGCGGUACGCGAGCAAGGCCGCCGAGAGCGCGUCUGCACGUCUCUGUGCAGACGCUAAAGCAGAAACCGCUGCAACCGAUGCGUCAUCGGUUGCUGAAGCGACUCAGCCUGUAUCACCUGGGGAUGCUGACACUCGUCAUGAAGACACUCAUCUCUUCACAGAGAAUGAGCUCGGUGUCUUAAACUCUCCUGAUACGGAAGACGGAUCCGUAUCGACGGCGAUCGAAUCCAAGCCGCCUGCCAAGCGUGGCAUGGGUGAUGCUUUGCGUCGUAGCAUCUUUGGUUCAUCUGACGAAUCAGAUGUACCAUCGCCGAAGCGAAGGCGCUCGAGAUCGCAAGACUCGGGCGCUAACAGUGGUGUCGGUUCACCUAUGGACACCACUUCACAGCGAGGUGCCAGUACUUCUGUCGGCACGUCGCAGAAAGAGCGGGACCGCAAUGUCUUGCGUCUCGCUCCCGAGAAGAAGGCAUGGAUGCCUCCCAAAUCUGUCAUGGAUCACUUGUCGUCGCCGACAAGUGAUCGUUAUCGAGUACGAUUAUUCGAUUCGUCAAGGAUCCACCACCUUGACCCCAGUGCGAAAAACUAUCACGCUGAGAAUGAAUUCUUAUCACAGCUCGUGAUAAGUUUGAGAAAAGAACCUCGACAGGUGCACGGUAUAAGCUGCAUCGUCUGUCAAAGGAGGGUGGUUUACCCUGUCUUUCCUGGGGAGACCCCUGCCCAUGUUGUGUGA
Molecule: messenger RNA, 732 nt
Organism: Peronospora matthiolae
Lineage: Eukaryota; Oomycota; Peronosporomycetes; Peronosporales; Peronosporaceae
Source: the annotation of a GenBank genome assembly